CAAUACGGCAAUACUUGGCGCUGGGGUUUAACGAAAUGAACAGGCUUUUGCGCAUUUCAUGCUUGUAGCGAUGUCCACUUUGCCCAUUCGUACGAGCUAAGUAGCGCCGCAAGCGUUGCUUGCUUGUCGCAGCGGUCGCAGACUCCUAAACCUCAAGACCCCUAGCUUAUGCCUAGCUGCCCUAGCCGAUACGUAGCCGCUUGGGCGAGUUAUGCUGUUUUUUUAGCUUGGAACAUCUGUAGUGCGUACUGCUUUUAUAAUGCGACUUACUGUUACGAACCGUUUUGUUCGGCCUUUAAACGGAAAGGAAAGGGACAGAUGAUCAGCUGUUCCUGAGGUUCCGAAACCAAUGCGACUUUGCGAGCUCGGUUAUAAACUGAAUACAUAAGGAGCCAAGGGCUGUAUUGCUGAAGUGCCAUGUCCAUUCGCACCAGUCGCAAGAUGUUGCCAGCCACGCCUGAGCGUGUUGGGGGUCGAUGUUUGCAGCCCUUGGAACGUGACAAUCAAGGUGGUCAUGCGUAUGGUCGAGUCUUUCUUGAGUACUCACUCAUGUCUGAAUACUUGAUGCUGAUGAAACAGCAAUUAUCUGGAGUGUACGUGAUGCCAUCAGCCAGCUCAGCUUUUGUGUGGUUUGGAGUGUUAUUUAUCCGACAAGGCCUCUAUCAGGGUGGUGUGUUUCGGUUCACUCUCCGUAUCCCGGAAAACUACCCCGAUGGAGACUGCCCGGAUUUGGUGUUUGAGUCGCCCAUCUUCCACCCACUCAUUGACCCGAUUACAGGGGAAUUGGAAAUCAAGCGUAGCUUUCUUAAAUGGAGGAAAAAUGUGAAUUUCUUAUGGCAAGUUCUGCUCUGUGCACGACGUGCCUUCUACAAGAUUGAGACUCAAACGCCUCUGAAUCCUGAGGCGGCCACACUGUACGAGCAGAACUUGGAGCAGUUCAAGCUCAAGGUUGCUGAGAGCCUGGCGAGCUGUGAGCAGCGUCUUUAUGAAAGCCCUGCCACAGAUGACAGCCAUGCCUUACACUUUCUACCAUGGGAUUCCACUGUGGAGGAACGUGUGGCUCAGCGGCACAUUCUUGACAAGGUUGAAACUGCUGAAGAAACAGUGGAGGACUCGCCUAGUAGUGUUGGCUUAACCUGGGUCAAGCGUGGCUGCAUGCAGGUAUUUUCGAAGACUGCAUCCUGACAUCCACCGAAGUGAUUUACCGUCCUGGUUUUGCCGAACUGCCUGUUUGUUGUUUAUGUUUGAUCUACACUGAAAGGCAUUUGUUGUAUAAUUAUGAGGUCUUUGUUAGGAAAUUUAUGGGUACAGGUGCAAUGAUUCUUCAUUUAGUUGAAGUUCAGGGCAACCACAAUGUACGAAUGUAAAUGUUGGAGCAAUGCACACAGGUAAAAUGGUGGCAAAGGUGUAUUAUUCCUUUUUAAGUUUUUUUUGCAAUGUGAAUGUGAGGGAGUCACUGCCCGUGGUUCAAGUUUAUGCACUUGACAUAUGACCACCAGCAGGUCAGUACUCCGUGCUUAAAAAUAGUGUGAAAAAGUAGGCCCAAGAUAAAUAAUUCAAUAUGAAUUAUUACAAUUUAGUUGAGCUGCAUGUUUGAUGGAUUUGCCUGACAUUGAAAUUGCACAUGAAAUUUGUUAGCUCACAGGAGCAAAUGUUGUGCCAUUCAGCUGUAUUAAAUGUAGGGUAAACUUACAUUGGUUGAGACUAUACCACUACACUUGCAAAAUGUGAUUAAGGACGAAGUUUGAUUGUCAGUUCGUACAUGUAACUUUCAUGCAGCUAUGCUCACCACUAUAAUUAAUGUUGUGCCACUCAGCUGUGGUACGCAUGUUACGGUACUUGCAUGAAUUCUGGAAUAAUUACUGCCGAAUAUUUGCUGGAAUUCCAGAAGAGUGUGUAAACACAAUGAAGACAUUGGCAGAUGACCAAAGGUAUUGGCUGUGCAGAUGUCAUUAACCAGAAAAACCUGUCUGCCAUUAGGACAUGAAAGGGUGCGCUGUCUGGUAUAACCUUUGUGAUAUUUUGAGGCAGUUAAUGCAUAAUGUCAUCGUAAUACCUGGAAAUGUGAUUGUGAGUGAGAAGCUGCUUCUUGUCCUGCCAUGGCUUGCAACGUUUUUCAUUUUCAACAAACUAAUUUAUCUCAAAUAUGUGUGUACAUCCUGUUGUAAAAUUCUGAAGGACACUUUUCCUGUUGCCCCAGAGCUUAUCAUCUUGUGCACAAUAGAACUGAAAUUGCUUAACUUUAUUGGCAGCGAGAUCAGAGACCUGUCUUACUGUCAGCAAACACAGGUGAGCAUAGGACUGAUACGGUAGGGCUGGAAUGCUCUUGCAAUGGGAGCAAUGACCUAAACAUUAAGGCCAUAGACUGCACCAAUAUUUUUUUUUGCACAAUUGGAGAAAGAUUGGCCUGAUCUUCUUACAUGUUUAAACUGGUGUUACACUAUGUUAAUAUUGCACACCCUCAUUGCACAUGCCUACAUAUUAUGGUAGUGAACCAAGAAGAUAUAUGUACAUAUACCAACAUACCUGCCAACUCUUCAACUCUCAAAUUUUUCAUAAAGUUUACAAAUUUAGCCUCUUUCUACGAUUUUAGGAAUGUUGCAUCAAGUUGUCAAAUGAUAGAUUCUAUUUGCAAAAAAACAAAAUUUUAAGGUGUUGAAUAAUUAGGCAGCAUAAGAUUGCAAAAAAUGCGUACAAGAAAUAAAUUGCAAUGGUACUUGUGCUGUCCUCUUGUGGCAGCGCAAGAUGCCAUAUGACGGAGGGGUACUUGCUUCUAGCAAGUUUAUUCAGACAAGUUCCUAAAGUAUGCGAUAUUGAUAACAGCAAAGUUGUUGUCAUCUAUGCUGUCCCAACUUUGCAGCUGCUUGUGUGCUGUGUCUAAAGGUGAAUGAACCAUCAUUAAUAAAGUGUGUAUGUAUCCCAUAAAAGGUGUGCGCUCAGGGCAAAAUUUAAUAAAACUUGUGCUUCUAGAACCCCCCCGCACUCCUCCUCACCCUCACCCUUCCACACAGACACACACACCUUGUCAUGUGCACCACAAAAUAUUUAUGAAUUCAAAUGUUUACAAGUUGGCAGGCAUGUACCUAUGUUAUUAAGCUGUCACUUGUUUUUUUGAUAUUGUCAAGCAGCCAGAGGGACGUGCAGCCAGAGGGACGUGCAGAUUGAAAAAAAGUUGGUAAUUGCUGGUGCCAUAUAGGUCCAUUUUCCACUUUGUUUCCACUUUGUUAAUUUAAUGGUGCUUACUGUUGCCUGCAUAUAUGAGUUUUUGUGCAUACCGUAUUUUCUCGCAUAUAACCUGCACCAAAAAUUGGAAAAAAUUGCUUAACAAGUGGGGGUGCGGGUUAUCUGCGAAGAUUCGCGAAGGAAGGGGGUGGGGGUCGGCUUCACGGCAACGCGCGGCCUGUCGUACAGAGUCCGCGUUGUCCGCAUGUCUAUCGGCAUUGACGUGUGUUAAGCCAAUAAGAGGCCAACACAGGUUAUAGCCAGAUCCACAUCCAUAGUCUGGUUAGAUGCUUUUCGCAUGAGUCAGGUGCCGUUUCUGACUGAAGAUCGUAGCCGCUGCUGAAGAAAUCGGCAACAGAGCUGCUGCGAGAUGGUUCCGAAGACGAUUACGUCUUUGAGAGCGGCGAUGAAGCCUCGUAUGGCAGCAGUGAAUCUGAUGACAGCACUGACAACGUUGCGGCAGUCGUUUUGAAAUAAAUUUGUUUUGAAAAUGAAAUGAUGACUGCGCGUAGUUGUAACUUCCUAGUCCUCAUGUUUUUCGGAUACGCGUGCGGGUUAUACGCGAGGUUAUUUUUUUUCUUUUUCGUGGAGUUCAAAGUUAGGGGUGCAGGUUAUAUGCAAGGUAGGGUUAUACGAACGAAAAUACGGUAUGUGUUUUUUUCUCUUUCUUUCUUCCUUGUCAUAUAUAUAUUAAACCUGCAGUAGCAUGCCAAGCCUUUCGCUUGGCUAACUUCUCCCUUUUAUCUUUAUACAUUCUCUCUCUAGCGUGCUCAUAUUUUCUGACAUACUGGUUGAUGUGGAUGGUUCUGUUAUGAUAAGUUCUUGAAAUACGCAAGUUGUGUGUAUGGUGGGUAGGCUUUGCAGUGCAAAUAAUGUGGUGGAGAGUGUUCAAGCGGCUAUCGUGCAAGGCUAGGGCUCUGGCAUAAUACAAUACCGACUUUCUGAGCACUUUAGCUCAGAAGACCCAAAAUGCAAAAUAUAUCUUUUUGUCCACUACUAUACAUGCCUGUCACACAUGGUACAAACUUGGCCAAAUAAGUCUUCAAAUAAGCACCAUUUGAGAUCAUGCUCUAGUGCAACAAGAUACUGCCUUUUUGGUGGACAGUUUUUUGAUGCUCUGAAGUGAGUUGUGCUCACCCCAGACACUUGCCUCUGUGCUGGAUAUCAGUACACAGUAUAUUCCCAAACAGUCAAUGUGGUGAUGUAGGAUUAGGUCUAGGAGGUUUAUUUCUUUUCCUUUCAGUAAAAAUGGUGACUAUAUAUUGCUCCUGUGUGCUCUAAUAAAGUUUUAAAGUUUUUUUUUUGUUAUUAUAUAUGCCUUCUACAGGCUGCUGCACCAGGUAUCUAAGAUGAUGAAUGUGCCUGCCUUCUUUUUCAACUGAAAAUAGAUGCAUUUGUCUUUUUUUUUUUUUUUGAGGAAUUGGGGUGCUGCAGAGGUAGUUUCAGAUCUACAGUGUAGGUUUGAUUUGAAAUCGUGAGUGAGUUGCAUGUCUUUUAUUGCAUUAUUUGACCAUUAAAAAAAAAAAAGAAAACUGCAGUCAAGGAGUAGAGAUGUGUGAUGGCAGGCCCUCAUAAAUGCCAGUGCAUAUAAAAAUGCAGCUUUGCCUUUAACUUUGUUCUGGAGGCACCUUUUAGUGCAUUGAGACGAGGACAAUUUCCAAUGCCACCUUACAUGCAAAUCAUGAAGGAAACAUGUCUUAUUUCUGGUUGUAAUGUGUUACAUACAUAUUUUCCUGCAUUAUUAAUCAUACAUCCGCAAAUUGUCAACCUACAUUCACUCUGGCUGUCGAAGAGUGUGGAACAGCAUGUUUCAUAUAGUCCAGUACACAUUCGUGUUGUUAUUCAGAAUAGUAGCCUAAAAGCUACAAGGUGCAAGUACCAUGGCUUGUAAGAACUGCUGCAUAACUUUUAUAAGUGGUCCAUGAAUAAGCAUUUUUCAUGGCCUUGAAUAGACCAUGGCCUUGUUUCAUUUGUUGUUUUUAGUGAUGGCCGCCAUGUCUUGUAUUUGAUGCGAUCUCUGCCACCUGCAAAUUGCUGUUGCCUUUUAAACAUGCAAGACCAGACGGUUGCAUCAUUACUGUAUAUAUAUAUACCUGCUGAAUCAUCUGCAUUGCUCUUCUGUUAGCAUGUCUGCCUAGUUGUUAACAGCAUUUUGCUGUUAGGUGAGCGCUCAAGCUGUCUGUGACAUGACACUCUUUGUAAGAGGCGUUUUGCCACCAGUACAAGUGUGCCAUUUUACUUGCCCUCGUCCCUGGUGUCCCAACCACUUGUGUUGCAGCUGUGGGGUUCUGCUGCUGAGCACAAGGUUGCUGGUUAGAUUCUCCGUCACAGCACCCACCUUUCAUUUCACCCACAAAACACUUGUGGACUGUGCUUUGGGCGCACAUUGAAGAAUCCCAGGUGGUCAAAAUUAAUGUGGAGCCCUCCACUAUGGUGUCUCUCAUAACUCUUGUGCUGUCUUGGAUUGUUGAACGCGAUAAUUAAAAAAAAUCAGUUCUGCUACUUACAUGUCCACUGCUUUGUGCACAGCUGUGCAGCACUGCAGCCAUUCUUCAAAUUCUUUCAAUUUAUUGUUAUGUGCACUGUCAUCCAUCAGAGAGUUGGUGAACUGGCAUAAUUCUCUGUUUGACUGCUUCUGUAUUUGCAAAUUUGCACAUGAUAAAAAUUUCAUUUGCAGCUUGAAUGUCGAAA
This is a messenger RNA of Dermacentor silvarum, 5913 nucleotides long. It is a transcript of the gene peo, whose product is annotated as AKT-interacting protein. The transcript is spliced from 9 exons. The coding region runs from base 418 to 1185 and encodes 255 amino acids. The record is from RefSeq and is a predicted model, not a curated record. NCBI's taxonomy places the organism in Eukaryota, Metazoa, Arthropoda, Arachnida, Ixodida, Ixodidae.